Messenger RNA from Fusarium redolens, 1572 nucleotides. Its product is annotated as Tannase/feruloyl esterase. The record is from RefSeq and is a predicted model, not a curated record. NCBI's taxonomy places the organism in Eukaryota, Fungi, Ascomycota, Sordariomycetes, Hypocreales, Nectriaceae. The transcript is spliced from 3 exons. Bases 1 to 1572 code for a protein of 523 amino acids.
AUGCUCUUCUCAAACCUUUCCGUCAUGUCAUUACCCUUGAUGUUACAGGGCCUUCCAAGCGUGUUUGCAAAGCCCCUUUGCACAGACCACACAUUUAGCUCCAUAGAGCUCGCCAAUGCCAAGAUUCUUUCCAUCAGCACCAGUGUCACCAAUGUCGAGCUUCCACCAUGGCCAACCAACGAAUGGCCCAAUAACUCGACUGAUCCAUUCUCAGUGUGCCAAGUCAUAGUCAAGUAUACACACCCAGGCUGGAAUGACACCAUCAACACAUACGUAACACUGCCAGUCUCAGGCUGGAACGGUCGAUUUGUUGGAGUAGGUGGUGGAGGCUGGUCAACUGGCGACCUUGCAGACCUUGCACAACCCGCUUCUAAUGGAUAUGCUGCAGCCACUACAGAUGGUGGUCACCUCUUGGCUAAUAGGCAAGAGCUAGACUGGGCUUUGCAUAGCGCAGGAACCCUCAAUUGGCCUGCUUUACAGAACUUUGCAGCUGUUUCUCUGGAUGAUGCAGCGACUUUGGGCAAAGCUGUGACAGCGGCUUAUUAUGGAAAGAAGUCAAAGUACUCUUACUGGAACGGAUGCUCUACGGGUGGCCGACAGGGUCAUAUGAUGGCACAGAGAUACCCGACUCAGUAUAAUGGCGUUCUUGCUACUGCUUCUGCUUUCAACUGGGACAAGUUCGUAACAUCGGAGUACUGGCCGCAAGUUGUUAUGCACAAGCUCGGCUAUUAUCCUCCCAUCUGCGAGCUCAACGCCAUCACCAAGGCUGCCAUUGAAGCUUGUGACCAACUGGAUGGAGUCAAAGAUGGUGUUAUCUCAAACCCAGAUUUCUGCAAGUUCGAUCCCAAGUCUGCCGUUGGUAGAUCAGUAGAGUGUACCAACCCAUCCGGCACAAUCAAGAUUUCCAAGAAGGGCGCUGAGGUCGUUCGCUUGACGUGGCGCGGACCAGAGACUGAAGAAGGAAAGUUUCUUUGGUAUGGACUUGAUCGUGGGGCAGACUUGAGUGGUCUUGCCAACACAACAUGCACCUCGUUGAAGGACUGCACUUCAAGUCCCUUCGCCAUUGCCCAAGACUGGCUCACCACUUUCCUCCUACAAGACCAAUCGGCUAGUUUGGAUGACCUAUCUCAUACAGAGUACAGCAAGCUCUUCCGGCAAUCUGUCAACCGUUUUGCCUCAGUAAUGGGCACAGCAGACCCGGAUCUCACAGACUUCAAGAAAGCAGGAGGAAAAUUGAUCUCAUGGCACGGAACAGCAGAUCAACUCAUCCCACACAAAGGCUCGGUGGAUUACUACAAGCGUGUUCUGGAAGAAGAUUCCAGCGCGACGGAUUACUACAGAUUCUUCGAAGCACCAGGUGUUGGACACUGCAAAGGUGGCGAUGGAUGGUAUCCCGGAAGUGCCUUUGAUGCUCUUGUCAAGUGGGUUGAACACGGCAAAGCACCCGAGACUCUGUAUGCAGAGACCGUAGGGACGGAAAAGCGCCGAGCCGUUGAGCUGUGCGCUUAUCCGAAGCGGCUAACAUACAAGGGCGGUAACCCAGACCUUGCAUCCUCUUUCACUUGCAAAUAA